AUGGAUAUAGAUAGAAAUAAUUUUAAAGACAAUUAUUAGAAAAUCAUUUAACUAAUUUAAUCAUGUGAUUUUAUUUCUUUUGAUUGUGAAUUUUCAGGUUUAGCUACUGAGCGCUUUUCAAAGAUAAGAAAGUAUGACAGUGAUGAAGAUAUUUAUUAAAAGUUAAAACACACUGUUUAAAAUUAUCAUUUGCUAUAAAUUGGACUGUGCAUUUAUACUUUUUGCAAGGUUUAAAAAAAAUACAUUGCCUAUCCUUAUAAUAUUUAUUUGAAUCCAGUUUAUACUACUAGUUCAGAGUCUAUUAAGAAGUAAAUCAUUUAGUUAGAAUGCUUUAAUUUCAUGGCAGUAAAUGGAUUAGAUUUCAACAAACUUUAUUCUUCUGGAUUGUCUUACAUAAAGCUUGCAUAAAAAGAAAAAAUUUUGGAAAACAGCAAGUACUAAUAGAAUCAUGGAAUAGCUUUAAGCAAGGCUAGUCGUGAUGCUUUGGAACAAAUUGUGAAGUAGAUUUAGGAGUAUGACCAAGAUAACAACAAUACAAAAGAUGUAACAAUCGAGUGUAAAUCUCAGUAUUUGUGCACAAAGAUUCUUAAAAAGUAAAUUGGACAAGCUAUUUACUCUUGUUAAAAUGUAAACGUAGAUAAGGGUUAAACAAAUACUUAGUUGAUUAUUAGAAAAAAGAAACCUACACAGAACCAAUAUUUUAAAAAUAAGUAAGCCUAAGAUAUAGAUGACGAUGAAAAUAACAAUAAUAAUGGUACUGAAGAAAUCAAAUAAAAUGGAGAUGGAGAUGAUGUUUCAAAUCCUUCUCAUUCUAGUUCAGAAAUAGAUUUACUGGGUUUCUCAUUAAUUGUUGAAGCAAUUGUCAACUCUAAGAGACCUAUUAUAGGACAUUAUAUGGGAUAUGAUCUAUUUUAUUUCUACGAUCACUUCAUUGAUGUUUUACCAAAUACUUUUGUUGAAUUUGUUGAAAAGGUAAAUAAAUACUUCCCAUAUGUCAUAGAUACUAAAGUGUUAGCUAGGAAAUUGUAAAAUAAAGUUAAAAAACUACCUCUUCAUUUAGAAGGACUUUACAGAGCUGUAGCAAAAGAUGAAAAAUGCUUAAAAAAGCACCAUAACACUGUUUUGACAAAUGACCCAUAAUUCUCUAAGUACACAAAAGAAGGGUAAUUGCACGAAGCUGGUUUUGAUUCGUACAUUACUGGAGCUUCUUUUAUAGGAAUGUGUUACUUUGAGAAGUUUGAACAGGAGAAGGAAAAGUAAUUGAAAGAUGUUCCUUAAAGAACUAAAAAAGGCAAAGUUGUGUAAGAAUACUAAGACAAACAUGAUUAAAUUCUUAAACAAGUAAUGGAAACUUUUAUUGAUCCAAAUUUUGCAAAAGAACAUUUAAAUCAUAUCUUCUUGCAAGGAGGAACCUUUUACUUUAAUCACGAGUUUUAAGUUGCCAGAGAUUCUUUUGACAUCAACCACAACAAAGAAUUUCUCAAUAAUACUUUAUUUAUUAAAUUUGAUCCUCAGAUUUCCUUCUAAAAUUUAGCUGAUCAUUUCUCAUAGUUUGGAGAUGCAGAAAUAAGCAUUGUGGAUACAAAUUUAGCAUAUGUAGAAUACGAACAGUUUGAGUUAUUUGAAGGAAUUGAAGAUAAAUUAGACCACAUUAUUCCUCUUUUAAAGAAUGAUAAAAUAGAAAUUAGCAAAUAUGUUGAUAGAAAAAGAUUUACUGCUUUUUCAUAUUUUAAUUGA
Tetrahymena thermophila SB210 is the source of this 1737-nucleotide messenger RNA. RefSeq names its product CAF1 family ribonuclease. The record is from RefSeq and is a predicted model, not a curated record. Lineage: Eukaryota; Ciliophora; Oligohymenophorea; Hymenostomatida; Tetrahymenidae. Gene Ontology annotation, molecular function: RNA binding; 3'-5'-RNA exonuclease activity. The transcript has 8 exons. Gene Ontology annotation, cellular component: cytoplasm.